AUAGCAGAACACAUACAUCUGUGGCCCUGUCUCAGAUCCAGCUGUGUAGUUUCCUCUGUAGUAUCUUCUUGUCAAGCUUUUCUUUGUCACCAUGAGCACAAAGCAGGGAAUUAAGGGCUUAGGGAGCUCAGGCUCCAGCUCUGGUCAUAACUUUAGGGUUUCUUCAGGAAAAUAUAGCUCUUGUGGGUUAUAUGGUGGUGGGGCAGGAGGGAGCUUAAAAAGUGGAUAUGGCUUUAGUGGUGGGUCAGGUAAUGUUGGAGGUACCUGUGGAACAUAUGGUGGUGGGGCAGGAGGGAGCUUAAAAGGUGGAUAUGGCUUUGGUGGUGGGUCAGGUAAUGUUGGAGGUGCCUGUGGUUAUGAUGGUGGAUAUGGUUUUGGUGGUGGAUCUGGUUUUGGUGGUGCUGGCCAUGGAGCUGGCUCUGGUUUUGGACAUGGUUUUGGACAUGGUGGUGGAUCUGGUUUUGGUGGUGCCGGUCAUGGAGAUGGCUCUGGUUUUGGACAUGGAGGUGGAUCUGGCUUGGGAUUUGGAGGGGGUCAUGGGGGUGGAUAUGGAGAAGACCAAGGAAUAUUAAAUUUCAAUGAGAAGCACACCAUGCAGAAUUUGAAUGACCGUCUGGCCACAUACCUUAACAAAGUGCGAGACUUGGAGGAGGCCAAUACUGACCUAGAAAAGAAGAUCCGCCUGUGGUAUGAAUCUCAAAAACCAAAGCCAAUCAAUGACUACAGCCAUUACUUCAAAAUUAUUGAGGAUCUACAGAAAAAGAUCCACGAUGCCGCUGUUGACAAUGGCCGCGUAACACUGCAGAUUGACAAUUCUUGCCUUGCAAGUGAUGACUUUAAACUCAAAUUUGAGAACGAACUGUUCUUGCGCCACACAGUGGAGGCUGAUAUCAAUGGCCUGAGGAAGGUUCUGGAUGAUCUGACUCUCUCCAAAAGUGACCUGGAGUUACAGCUUGAGAAUCUAAGGGAUGAACUUGUCACGCUGAAGAAGAAUCAUGAAGAGGAUAUGAAGGCACUGAGUGGACAGGUCCAAGGCACUGUCAACGUGGAUAUGAACUCAGCACCAGCAAAUGACCUACAAAAAGUACUUGGAGACAUGAGACACGAAUAUGAAGCACUCAUGGCCAAAAACAAGAAGGAUUUGGAAGGAUGGUAUCAUGCUCAGACCGAAGAACUGAACCAGCAGCUGAGCAAGGAAUCACAUGACUUCAAAACCACUAAGUCUGAAGUCACAGAAUUGAGACGCACACUCCAAAACCUUGAGAUUGACCUCCAGGCACAGAAUAGCAUGAAAUGCGCUUUGGAAGGAACACUAUCAGAAACCGAGGGACGCUACUGUAUGAAGCUCUCACAAAUCCAAGAACUGAUCCAAAACGUGGAGGCAGACCUGGCAAAUAUCCGCUGUGAGAUGGAAAGUCAGAGCCAUGAGUACCAAAUUCUUCUAGAUACCAAGGCUCGUCUAGAGCAAGAAAUCAGCAUCUACCGCAACCUACUGGAUGGACAGGGAACUCAGACCUCAAAAGGUUCCCAGGAUUAUUCAUCUUCAUCGUAUCACUCAUCGGGCUCCCAGUCUGAUAAACCAGGUUCCUAUCACGUAAGAAUCAAGACUGAAGAUAAAGAUGGUCGUGUGGUCUCCAGCCAUGACCAGCACUACCAAUCUGGAUACAGAAAGUAAACACUUUCAACACUUCAAAUCAGGAGUCUCUAGUCUCUCAAUGCUUAUAGCUCAUAAAUGUAUCUUUCCUAAUUUAACAUGUCAGGAGUUCAAUGCAAAUGAUGGGUUACUGUACUUGAACAAGCAAAAAUACUCUGUACAAACAAUCACUUUAGUAGUUGCAAGAAAUGCUUUAAGUUGUCAGUCCACUCAAAACAGAUACUAACUACUGCUAUGAGUGGAUGAUGGAAUUUUUUUUAACUUACAGGCCAUUGUCUCAAAGGCUCCAACUGUAAGGCCUCGUACACACGACCGAGUUUCUCGG
Molecule: messenger RNA, 1979 nt
Organism: Rana temporaria (common frog)
Lineage: Eukaryota; Metazoa; Chordata; Amphibia; Anura; Ranidae
Product: keratin, type I cytoskeletal 19-like
Exons: 8
Coding region: 92-1675 (527 amino acids)
Molecular function (GO): structural molecule activity
Source: RefSeq, a predicted model, not a curated record